This is a messenger RNA of Loxodonta africana (African savanna elephant), 16025 nucleotides long. RefSeq names its product KLF transcription factor 12 (gene KLF12). Gene Ontology annotation, molecular function: DNA-binding transcription factor activity, RNA polymerase II-specific; RNA polymerase II cis-regulatory region sequence-specific DNA binding. The record is from RefSeq and is a predicted model, not a curated record. The coding region runs from base 5057 to 6292 and encodes 411 amino acids. The transcript is spliced from 8 exons. NCBI's taxonomy places the organism in Eukaryota, Metazoa, Chordata, Mammalia, Proboscidea, Elephantidae. Gene Ontology annotation, biological process: regulation of transcription by RNA polymerase II.
GUGGCUGAAAUCGUUUGCCCUUGAUUACUAACCGAAAGGUUGGCGGCUCUAAUCCACCCAUUGGAGCUGUGGAAGAAAGGCCUGAGGAUCUACUUCCAUAGGUUCCCAGAAACCCAGUGCCGUCGAGUCGAUCCUGACUCAUAGCGACCCUAUAGGACAGAGUAGAACUGCCCUGUAGAGUUUCCAAGGAGCGCCUGGUGGAUUCGAACUGCUGACCCUUUGGUUAGCAGCCAUAGCACUUAACCGCUAUGCAUGAAAACCCUAUGGAGCAGUUCUACUCUGAAACAGAUGGAGUAACCGUGAGUUGGAAUCAACUCGGUGGCAAUGAGUUUAACAGGUUAGUGAAAACAAAGAUGGAACAGAAUGUGCAAAGAAAGGCCUGGAGGAGAGCAGUUCUUGACGUGGUCUAGGAAAAACUUAUCUUUACUUGAUGUGAAGUCCACUUAUUAGCUCAUCCUGACACCCUGAUACCUGUUUCCACACAUAGGUUCUCUUCGUGGUAUAUGCAUACCUGCCUGACUGAACUGAAGUUUCGUCCUCUCUCUUUAGGGUUUGGUUUGGUCUCUUGUCGUGUGAUUUCCCAAGUAAAAUAUGCUUGUUUACUUGAAAUAUGUAAGUGUAAAAUACACUUUUACACUUAAUUAAAGGGUUCCUGAUCACCCGUGUUCCCCAAGUCUGUGGCUUGCCUCUUGGUUCAUGAAUGUUGUGAGAAUGGAAUGAGGGGACUUUGGCACAAUGACUAGCACACCAGAGGCACUCGAUGCAUGUUUAUGGGGAGAUUUGGCCAACUCACAACCCCCAAGUCUGUGCAGCUCUUCAGAGUAUGAAGGAUGAAAAUAAUUUCCCAUUAACAAUUUGCAUUAAUGCUGGGACAGAAAGUGUUAUUUAGAAGCUCAGAUGCCUUUUUAUCAAUCCUUUACACAAUAAACAAAGGGAUGUGUCUGUUGUGAUUUCUGAAAGUGUAUCAAGGCCCUUAGAAAAUGCCAUUGGUAACUUUUGGCUCCCACUUUUGGUUGGUUGUUUGCCCUUUUGAAAAGCAACCAUUUGCAGCUUGAAUAAGAACUUCUAUCCAUUUUUUCAUGGAUGUUUUAGAAACUAUUCUUUUUAUAGAAGACAUUUCUAAAAUAUUAGCGUAAACUGCGCGUUGUUGUGGGAAUUUAGCACUUUACCAAGAGAGGAAAUAGAAUGAUCUUUGCUAUGGGGAAAAUAAGUCACUGUGACACACACACAGUAUUUACCAGUUCUUAUGAGAGACACUGUUUCUUAUGUUUCAAUAUGAGGAUCUUCAGAGAAGGCUUUUGGUUCUGAGACUGGAAAGAAAUAUUUCAGAGUAAUACGUAUAUGGAUCAUUGAAACCACUGAAGGGGAUUUAAGUUGCACUCCCCAAGGGUCUAUAGUUUUGACUCUUAGUUCUGUCAAUAAAAUAAGGCCGUUACCAUGAUAUCGACUCACCCAUCCUGCAAAGGAAUGAAAAAUAAGGGGCUGGAGUAGGAUGGCAAAUUCUGUUUUUGAACUGAUUUUUGUUUUGUACCAUUUCAGGUACUUUGGUAUUCAUAUGCCCUCUAGAAGAUCAAGGUAUCAGUGUGAGCAGAUAGAAAUAUGUUUUUGUAUUUAAUUGAAGUGAUUAUGAAUUAAAUAUGAUGCCAAAAUUUAUCUCCCCUGAGUAUAAAAUGUAUAAGAUGAAAUUACUAUAUCAUCUAAGUAUAUGAAACUAUUGUGAAAAUAUUGAAUAAGCCACCAAGGAUAUGAAUAUUUUUGAAAACACUGAGUAGCAGAUAAGAUUACUAUAGAUUUUCUAGAUGGUGAAAUCAGGAUGGGACUGACUUGCUAAAUUAAUUAUGAGAUGUUUCUAGGGUAAAACCAAAUCCCUUGCUGUCCAUAGGAGUGUAUAAUCUCAUCAAGCCAACAAAAUAAAUUAAAAGCUUAAUUUAAGGGGGGAAAAAUGAAAUAGUAUUGAAACCAGAGGCUUAUUUGACUUCUUUUAUUACUAUUCCUGAAAAUGUUGAUACUCAUAGUCACCAGAAGUUAUAUAUUCAGUUCAGUGACUGUUAUGGAUUGAAUUGUGUUCCCCAGAAAUGUGUGUCAACUUGGCUGGCCUAUGAUUUCCAGCAAUGUGUGAUUGUCAACCAUUCUGUGAUCUGAUGUGAAUUUUCCUGUGUGUAGUAAAUCCUACCUCUAUGCUCCUUGGAGGCUCUAUGAGGCAGUUCUACUCUGUACUGUAGGGUCGCUAUGAGUCAGAAUCGACUCGCCAGCACAGGGUAUGAUGUUAAUGAGGUGGGAUUAGCGGCAGUUAUGUUCAUUAGGCAGGACUCAAUCUUACAAAAUUAGGUUGUGUUUUAAGUCAAUCUCUUGAGAUAUAAAAGAGAGAAGCCAGCAGAGAGACAUGGGGACCUAUUUUAAUCUGGGUUCUCUAGAGAAGCAAAACCAGUAAAGCAUAUAAAUAUAUAAAGAGAGAUUUAAUCAAGGACAGAGUUCACUCGAUUGUAGACGCUGCAACAUCCCAAGUCUGUGGAUCAGGAUAGAGGCCUCUCCCAAUUCACACAGCUGCAGAAGCUGGCGAACCCAAGAUUGGCAGUUUGGAGAGCAGGGCUACUGCCCACAGGCUGUGAAUGUUGACGAAUCCCAAGAUUGGCAGGCAAGACCACAAGGUUUCUCCCAAUUCAUGUAGCUGCAGGGACUGGCAAACCCAAAAUCAGGUCCGGGAGCAGGACUCCUGCUCACAGGCUGUAAAGAUUGACAAAUCCCAACAUCGACAGGUAAGCUGCUAGCUCAAGGUCAGAUGACAAGAGACAGCUGCUGGAUCCAAGCCAAAAGCCUUGGCAAGGCAAGCAGGAAGGAAGUAGGCAGCAAAGGGUGGAGAAAUGAAGGCUAAGGGGGUGGUGAGCCACCACAGGCCCCACCCCCACUGGUGCCACUCAGCAGAUUCCAUCAUGGCGGUGAUCACAUACCAAAUUCAGCAGGGAAGUGAUCACAUUAUACACCUACCAAAACACUUGAGAAUCAUGGCCCAGCCAAGUUGACACACAAUCUUAACUAUCACAGGACCUCAUUAACACCAAACAAGAAGAGCCGGGAGCACACAUCCUUUGGACCUGGGGUCCCUGUGCUAAGAAGGUCCUAGACUGGGGAAUACUGAUGACAAGGACCUUCCCCCCGAGCCAACAGAGAAAGAAAGCCUUCUGCUAGAGCUGGGACCCUGAAUUUGGGCUUCUAAACUCCUAAGCUGUGAGACUAAGUCAGUUUAGCCCUGAAGGUACUUCUACUGAGAUACACAGAUCUUCUGUUGGGAUCUCCAGUAAGACCCUCAUAUUUUUCCCAUCGUGAUAUAGGAAAUGUGCGUGCGUGUGCUUGUGUGUGUGUAAGUAAUAUAUAUUGUAGUAGUUAAGAGCUCAGCUUGGGGUCAGACUCACUGGGUUUGGAACACAGCUGUACCAUUUACUAAUUCUGUGACCUUGGGUGAUUUAAUUAACCUCCCUGGGUCUCAGAUUCCUUAUCUGCAGAUAAUACAGCAUCUACCUCUUGGGUUGUUGUGAGGAUUAAAUGGGUAUCUGUUUGUACAAGUCUUAGCACAAGGUCUGGUACACAGUAAAUUUCAAAUAUUAGGUAUUAUUACUAUGCUUGUUACUGAGCUAAUAAAAUGACUGUUUUUUUAUGCCACUAACUUUUGGAGUGAUCGUUGCAGGGCAAUAGAUGACUAUUACCUACCCAUCACUCUAAUCAAUUAGGUUUGUUAACUCUUAUUUAUAAAGAGAGGAAGGAAUUCAUUAAUUCUUUGCAUUUCAGCACAGGUUUUGGUGUCUGCGGAAAACAGUUCUGAUUUCCCCAAAGAAACGACCUUUUGGUUGACUGAACUGCAUAUAUGUGAUAAGGAUUUAAAAAAAAAAAAAAGUGCUCUUGCUGGUUUUUGUUGUUAUGGUAGAGGUGAAUCAGGUAAGGGGAGAUGUUGGCUUCUCUACAAUGUCUUUUUUUUUGCAAAAACCUGAUUUUCCUAGUAAUCUGAUUCUGUUACUUUCUCUAUAAGACAUGGUCCCCACAGGAUGAUACUUUUCACCAUCUGGCAGCAUGCAUGCAUUAUAAACCUUUAAGAAUCUGCCAUGAAAGUGCCUUAACCAACUUGGUGCAGUGAAUCCUGAAUCACCACACAUGUGUUCAUUACAUCACUAUGUUGUAAUGACCACGUCUGUGGUAAUUCAGGAUUGGGUGGAGGUUAUUCAUGUUUCUCAUCACCUGUAGCUAAACAGGAAACCCUGGUGGCAUAGUGGUUAAGUGCUGUGGCUGCUAACCAAAAGGUCAGCAGUUCAUUUCCACCCGGCGCUCCUUGGAUACUCUAUGGGGCAGUUCUACUCUGUCGUAUAGGGUCACUAUGAGUUGGAAUGGACUCUAAGGCAACGAGUUUGGUUUUUGAUUUGGUAGCUAAACAAGAAGAUUUAGAAUAUGUCCUGUACCUGCAGAAAGCAAGUCAAAUACUAGCAGGUGCUUUUGGCUUAGUAAGAGACCUUUUUUUUUUUUUUUAGUUUUUUGUGCUUUAAGUGAAAGUUUACAAAUCAAGUCAGUCUCUCCUAUAAAAAUUUAUAUACACCUUGCUAUAUACUCCUAGUUUUUCUCCCCCUAAUUUUUUUUUAAUGAGACAGCACACUCCUUCCCUCCACACUCUAUUUUCGUGUCCAUUUAGCUAGCUUCUGACCCUCUCUGCCCCCUCAUCUCCCCUCCCGACAGGAGCUGCCUGCACAGUCUCAUAUGUCUACAUGAUCCAAGAAGCUCAUUUCUUCACCAGUUAUCAUUUUCUAUCCCAUAGUCCAGUCCAAUCCCUGUCUGAAGAGUUGGCUUUGGGAAUGGUUCCUGUCUUGGGCUAACAGAAGGUCUGGGGACCAUGACCCCUGGGGUCCUUCUAAUCUCAGUCAGACCAUUAAGUCUGCUCUUUUUACGAGAAUUUGACGUCUGCAUCCCACUGUCACUUUUACAUGAAGCUGAGCUGUACAUCCUGACUUUACGACUUGUAGAAUUGUUCAAGAACAACAAAACCGGAUGAAAAUACAAGGACAUUGAAAUGUGCUAAAUGGGACAUGGACCCAGUCAGGUUUCUGUAAUUUGUCAGUUUUUAACUUCGAAGACUCUGAAUAUCAACACCUUUGAGAACAGAAUGUUAAUGCUUGAUGGAAUGCCGGCAGUCAGAGUCAAAACAGAGCUGUUGGAAUCUGAACAAGGGUCUCCAAACGUCCACAACUAUCCCGAUAUGGAAGCUGUUCCCCUGUUGCUAAAUAAUGUGAAAGGGGAGCCCCCAGAGGACUCGGUAUCUGUAGAUCACUUCCAAACACAAACUGAGCCAGUGGACUUGUCAAUAAACAAAGCCAGGACAUCCCCUACAGCUGUUUCAUCCUCCCCAGUUUCCAUGACAGCGUCUGCCUCCUCACCGUCUUCUACUUCAACCUCUUCAUCGUCUUCUAGUCGUCCAGCCUCAUCCCCAACUGUUAUAACAUCAGUAUCUUCAGCGUCAUCUUCGUCAACAGUAUUAACGCCAGGGCCCCUUGUUGCCUCUGCAUCUGGUGUGGGAGGCCAGCAGUUUUUGCACAUUAUACAUCCUGUACCACCUUCAAGCCCCAUGAACUUACAGUCUAACAAACUGAGUCACGUUCACCGCAUCCCUGUGGUGGUCCAGUCGGUGCCUGUUGUCUACACAGCUGUACGGUCACCUGGAAAUGUGAACAACACUAUUGUAGUGCCGCUUUUGGAGGAUGGGAGAAGCCAUGGCAAAGCACAAAUGGACCCUCGAGGCCUAUCUCCCAGGCAAAGUAAAAGUGACAGUGAUGAUGAUGACCUGCCAAAUGUGACCUUAGAUAGCGUUAAUGAAACUGGAUCUACGGCCCUUUCCAUAGCCAGAGCAGUACAAGAGGUACAUCAGUCCCCAGUAUCGAGGGUCCGUGGAAACCGAAUGAAUAAUCAGAAGUUUGCUUGUUCAAUUUCACCAUUUAGUAUUGAGAGCACAAGACGCCAGAGACGGUCUGAAUCCCCAGACUCCAGAAAACGGCGUAUCCACAGAUGUGACUUUGAGGGAUGCAACAAAGUGUACACAAAAAGCUCUCAUCUGAAGGCUCAUCGGAGGACACAUACAGGAGAGAAACCUUACAAGUGUACGUGGGAAGGCUGCACCUGGAAGUUUGCGCGUUCGGAUGAACUGACAAGGCAUUACCGCAAACACACGGGAGUGAAGCCAUUCAAGUGUGCGGACUGCGAUCGCAGCUUUUCCCGGUCAGAUCAUUUGGCACUUCACCGCCGCAGGCAUAUGCUGGUGUGAGGAAGGCUACCUGUCCAGCUGAGCGUAAGAGCUGGAUCUCUUAGCGGCACCUGAUUCAGCAGGGCUGGAUCCCCUUCACAGUGUUAACACAAAAGGGCAUCACCAUCCCACGAUGUCUGAAAUCAGAGCAGGAAAAAGAAGUAACACUUCUUUUGGUCCGAAGGUAACCCCCAUCAUGACUACCCGAGAAACGUCUUCACGCUGGCCUGGGAGAUCAGUGGCAUAAAUGCUGAGGAGACAGGCAUUGUUUUCCAUGCUGUGUACUCUGCCAUUUAAAGAUGUUUGUAGCCUGUACAUUUUCUGAGCUGUCAGACAUUUUAUUAUUAAUAUGUUAAAGGUCAACUACCACAAAUUGAUGGCUAGAGCAAGACCUUUAUCAAUUUGGAUUCUUCUCCCACCCUCCCACCCCUUCACCCCUUUUUACAAAAAUUUUAGUUACUGUCUGAGUGAGCUAGAACACACAUCCAAUCUGUUACCAGCAAGCAGCCUGAAAGUAGAAAAGAAGAAGCUGUUGGAGAGGUUCCAUUACCUGCAAAGAAAGGGGCACUCCAGCAGCCCUCUGCAAUAGCGAUGACGGCAAUUAGAUAUCACCCGCAACUUGUCAUUAUGCCAUGCCCUGAAGAAAACCAACAUUGAACCUGUCAUUUGUUUGUUGUUGAUUGUUUCUGUUCUGUUUUUAUUCUGUUUUGUUCAUCUGUUCAACCGGAGGGGCAACGACAUUUCAGUGGAACUCGAGUCCCAGUGUAUACCCUGGCAUGGUCUGGCACAGAGGUGUGCGUAGUUGAAUAGGAAGAGCCUGACUAAAAAACUACUGCCCCACUUCAAAUUGCAGCGUUCUGUCACCUAGGCCUCAUCUCUCCCAGCCCCUAGUAUUCAAUUACAAGGAAUCAGGUGGGGGGAAAACUUUCUUAGACACACUGGCACCAAGGUAAGAGGUGGGGCGGCCCAGGCAAAGUCAGUGAACAUGAAAAAUCAGACAAAGCAGAGAUGGAAAUAAUGUGCCUCUUGAGGAGAAAAGCAAUAAUGAAUAAAAGGACUUCCCAACAAUAACUUCACUGAGGACUCACGUUACCAAUUUUCAUGCUUACUAAAGGGAUGGUAAGAAACACCCCAGCAUUUUAGAUGUCUUGGUUACGUUUACGGCGCUGAGGUCAUCUUUCUGCUGUUUGUUGUCCUGCUUGGUUGAGUACCACAAUUAAAUAUUAUGCUCCCCUUUUCUUGUUUGAAAACAGUUAUUUGGUGACUAGAAAGGCCAGGGAGGCAUAGCAGAAAAUUAACUCUUGGGUUAAUGGGUCAGUUCUCCUUGGAACUGAGUCAGCGGAAAGGGAGUACUCUCCAAAGAAAGACUGACACGGUGCUAGUUUCCUCUCUUGGAGAGCCAAGGAGAGGCAACUCUCCAAUAGGUUCUUCUCUAGAGAUUUCAUUUCCUAAACUGUAUGAGGACCCAGUGGUUCAUUGGUAUCUGCAGGGAUGUUGAACCCACUCAUCCUGUGCUGAGGAUGAAAGCAAACUAUAGUCCCAUCAACGCCUCAAAUUAUGAGCCUUUAUUGCAACUGGGUUAUUGCAACUAGCAAAGUACACAGUAAACAAAGCAAUACAUCAACAAUGAGCAUUCUUUCAGAAAAAAAGAUCAUAUUUUUUUCCCCACUAAAGGCUGUUUUUUUUCCAGCUUUAUGUGGCUAAGAGGCUUGGUGAGGUUUCUUUGUUAUUGUUCUUGUUGUUAUUAAGAAUUUUUAUAGCUUAGAUAUAAAGGGUCUUCAGAAAAGGCCUUUGCAAUAUAUUUUAAUUACAAACACUUGAUUUGGGCAAUUGUACAAAUUAACCUCACAAUAUUACUAGCUCAUUUUUUAAAUAUUUCAACAUGCUGAAAUAAUUUCUGGUUAUGGAAUUAUCCUUUUAAGGAUUAUCUUCUAAUUCAGAUAAUCUUGUUCUGAUGGAGGAAGAACUAUGAACACUGAAACAAGGAAGAAUUGUGUUGGGUGGUAUUAAAAAGGAAUUUUUAAUGACGUUCAAGCAAAAGUAGAAUGAUUUUCAGGUCAAAUUCUGUCUUCAAAAAAUAUGUGCUCCACUUUUUCUGCCAGGUCUGAAAAAAGUUCAUUGGGCAAUUUCCCUCCAACAAGGGCUGCAGUUCUAUUGAUAAGUAACUUCUUUGGCUGCACAAUCUACUACCCACCAGGCACUGGUUUUUUUUUUUUUUUUUUUUACCAACUGGAAAGUUUUUUUUUUUUAUCAGUACUGUGUGCGACUCCUACUUCUCAUUGCCUGUGACCAUUCAAAAUAGAAAAAAAAAAAAAAAGCUUCUUGAUGGAUGCCAACAUUGGUGACUGGUCAGUGGCAAAGAUCACAGAGAAUGGCAAACACAGCUGUGAGCUCCUGUACACUAUUUCCAGAACCUAGUUGGUAGGUAGUAAAUGAAUCACUCAGGUAAAGUAUAGAUUUGAUUUAAUUCUACCUGUGCUCAUCAGAAAGACCAAUCCAUUUCUCUGCUGAGAAAUGUCUUGGGAGUGUUACAGGUAGAAAUUGUUGUUAGAAUUCUGACAGGCCGUGGGAGCCUCCUGAGUUACAGCUUGGUUUAAACUUAGCACAGAACUAAAUAAUCUGCUCCUCUCUAAUAACAUAGGAAAGAUUCAGGGAAUUAAGCUUUUCAUCUUACCCUCUGAAAGUGGAAACCAGACUGAGACGGUAAGUUAAACGAUGAAGCCUGUCACCAUUAUGCCAUUUCUCCCUCUUAAGGUAUCAAUACUUCUAAGGAGGGAUUCAAGCACAAAUAAGUGAACUAGUUGCUGAUAGAGCAGAGAUGUUUAAAUCAGGCCUCAGGAGCUGAAACUUAUUUGGGGCUUGGCUUGGGACAUAGCAGAUUCUCUUUGCUGGGCUUUCUAAAAGUGUUUUCCCAUGGAACGGAAAGUGGUCUUGGACAGAAGAAAAUGGGUUUUUAAGUAGGGUUAUUGUUAAGCAUGGAAAAGACACCAUCUCAUCUUAUGUCCGUUUCUAGCCUCUUUGCAAAAGCACAGUAUGCGAUGAGCAACAGAAAAGGGUAGAGUCCUAAAGGGACGGGCAGAUUGUUCCCUAACUGGAAGCAUUCUUCGGUUUUAUAUUUGAAACUGUUAGAUUUGCAGCUGGAGAUGUGUGUAUGUUUGUGAACGUUAUGCAUAUUGCUGUCAUAGUUUCAGAAGCCGCAGUAGACAUGACUCUCUUUGUAUUGUAGAGAUUGAUUUCGGGGAAGUUUAAAGGAUUUCAAGGAAAAGUUAUGAGGUUCCGACUAAGAUGUUAAUAGAGUCCCUUCUCAUAUUCUGAUCUUAAAUUGUUUGGGAAAAGAUUCCUGCUCCCUUACCGCCCUCUUGCCCCAUCCUGACAGUUGUGCGUAGGCUUGGAGAAUCCUGCUUUAAUAAGUUGUCUUUAAGUUCUGUUAAGGCGUUUAGAUUGAAGUUCCGAAUGGCUUUACCAUAAAAAUUAUACUACUGCCUGGCAUUCCUUUUACAAAACACUAUAGAACGCUUAGUUUCAAAAGCAGUUAAAUAACAAUAACAUAUAAACCACAUUUUCUUUUAUUUUUUUUGAGAUGGGCACUUUUUAUUCACUUUAACGUUUAAGUGGGAAAUACGAAGACCCUUGUCGGGGAAAAAAGCUUACAAAAUGCUACAGUGUUUACAAAUACCAGUUCCAGAUGAUUAGAAAGGCCAUUUCAUUAUGGUUGAAACUUGGAAUAGCUUAUGCAAAGGCUGUGUUCUUUUUUUUUUUUCUUUUUAAUACAACUUUUUUUUUUAACUUCAAGUUACCAUUUGUAUUUUAAACAUAAAUAUAAUUCUGCACUUUGAGAUCAGUUCCCUAGAAUGAUGACCUGGAUGUGGAUAAAGAUGCAGUAUUCCUUAUUCUGUACUUUAUUUAUUAUACUUACAAAACUGCAGUUGAUUAUAUCUGGUGAGGUGAGGCCUUCAAGUGUAUUACUCUGCCUUUGUUGUUAUAACUGCUUAGAAAUGUAGCGUCGAUAUUGUUAUAAAGGUGUCUUAACAUUUCUAGUAAGGAUUGACAGAAUUUCAGCAGUGUUAAGAAUACCAGCAUCCAUGUUGUGUUGAGAGUUACAGUCUGUGUGUAAAGGACUAAAGUGGUAUAACUUUUAUGAAUCAUCAUAGGCCCAGGAAGCCUUAAUACUCCUAGUCCAUGAUCCAACCUCAGCUUUUUGCUCUUUACUAAUUCCUGUAAAUUUAGCAGGUAAAAUGCAUUCAGUUCCAACUUACAUUGAUCAAAUCUCUUAUUUUAGUUUUUCUGAGAUGGUGUACCCCAUAAAAAUCUUCACAGUUUAAUUUUUUUUUUUUUUAAGAAAAGGGGUUGGUAAGUCAUGUCUUCCAUAUUAUAUUUCUACUUAUCCCCAUACUACCUUUUGCUUACCUGUACAGGCACCCCCAACACAAGCCUGUGUGUAUACACAUCUGUAUAUGUAGCCACUUGGCUAUGCAUACUUAAGAAGUAUCAACAUGGACUUUUUUUAAAAGAGAAAAUUUGUAAUAAUCCAUGCUGUCUGGAAAUGUAAGUUAUUUACCUUAUUAGGGAAUCAGCUUAUAAUGCUAUAUAUGACUUUGCCCGCAUUUUAUAGUUAAGAAAUGUACAUAAAACUAAAAAUGCUAUAUUUUCACAGUUUCAUGAUGGAGUAAUGUCUGUUUAGCAACUCAUGCCCAUUGAUACAUUAAAUAUGCUAAAUACUGAGCAAUUGCAAUAGAAAUUCAGAUUUUCAUAAGAAAAAGAAAUAGGAGGAUACUGCAUCUUUAAAAAAUAGAUUGAAGAUAUUUUACUGUAUUCAUAACAUAUGUGAUAGUGGAAAAAAUAUUUUCAAACUCAAAUUUUACAGAGGUUGUAAAUAGUUUGAUGAAGUAUGUUGGGGAAAAGAGCUUCUAGUUUUCAUCACAAUAAAUAAAAUAAAUUAAAAAAAAAAAAAAAACAAAGCUUGUUCAGAUAUGCCUUGUAUAUCCUCCACACAAUUAGCCCUAUUGCCAUGGAAACUCAGUUGUUCCACUUUGUCAGAGCACGUCCGUUGUCUUCAGAGUGGAGCGGCCACUUGUCUCGAUUUAACCCAGAUGGUUUCAAACACAAUGAAGUCAUUCUGAGUUGCAGACAACUGAUUCCAAACUCAAAAAUAUCUUUGCCUAAAAAGGGGAAAACAACUGCACAGCCUUUUACUUGUGCUAAUUUUCUCAGUGAUAUAUUUCUCUAAAAGCGGUUCUUGAUCAAAAAACUAACAUACAGGUGUUUCUAUUUCAGAGGUAACAAUUUUAGGUGUAGUUACCUGUUGACCAGAUUAAGUUUUGUGCAUAUGGCCACAGGUUAAAUGAAUCUCUUCUGGCAAUAGGAAUAAGCUAAUUCCCAUUUUCAGAAAUGAAUCAAAAGCUGAAAGUGCCUGUCAAUAAACAUUAUGACCGAUGAGAACUUACACAGCAAUAAUUUCAUCAGACUGGGUUUUUCCUCCACAUUUAGAAAGCAUACACACACAGUAAAUUUAUGCACAUAGUGAAUUAAAUCUAUUGACUCACGCUCAAAAAAUCUUUUGUGUGUUUUUGAUAUACCUAACCUUAUUUGCAUUAGUGUUUCUUAUAAUUUGAUCUUUCUCACUUGCAGAAUGUGAAAGUGCAAAUCUGAACAUUAAAGUCAACUUCAGUGUAUACUAUGACAUGGCAAUUAUAAUUUUUAGAUAAAAGCUUCACUGUGAUUUGUCCUAAACUUAUAAAGCACUAUGUUUGGCUCAUAAAGCUUUGUUCAGUAAAAAACAACAUAAAACAACUGUUUAGAGCAUAACACUGAGGGUUUUUCGUUUGGUGGUUUUUAUCCGCUAAUAUCAACUGCACAAAUUACAUUUCUUCUAUUCCUUUUUCCUUAAUAUUUCCUGUUAUCAUCUAAGAACCAUUUGGGGAUAAAUAUUAACAAAGUUAUUCCUAUCCAAAAGGUCUACUGAAGUACUACUAGUAAGACUUAGUAAACCUAAUCUUUAGCCAAAGUUUGCAGCUAAUUCUGAAAAUUACCAGGUUUACAUUCAGAAGUUCACCAUUUUUUCUCCUAUAGUUACUUUACUGCUAAAAGUGGAGUCAGGGAUAGAAAUACUCAAGAUUAUAUGAAUAGACAUGAACCCUGGAAAUUCUCCAACCCUACUGUCUCCAAGCACAAACUCACCCAAACAAGCUAUUGAGGCUAUCAGUAAAAUUAUACUCUUUCAGAGCUAAAUGUUUUGUAAGAGCAAUUAAAAAAAUAUGGCUGUGAUUAAACAUCCAGGCCUCAGACAGUGAACACGAUUGCAAUGGACAGUGCUCUCUAGAACCUGACCACAUGCCUAGAAAGCCAUCUACUGUUUCCUCUUUCAAGUUGCAGAUAAGAGGAAAGGGAGAAGGAAAUAUGCUGGCGGGGGGGGGGGCGGGGGGGUGGCGGUAAGUCCCUCUGUAAGUGUCAAAGGAAUGCUGCUGGAUUCCUUCAUCUCACUGAACUCAAGGAAACCCAGGUGGCAUAGUGGUUAAGUGCUACAACUGCUAACCAAGAGGUCAGCGGUUCGAAUCCGCCAGGCACUCCUUGGAAACUCGGGCAGUUCUACUCUGUCCUACAGGGUUGCUAUGAGUUGGAAUUGACUCGAUGGCAGUGGGUUUUGUUGUUGUUUUUUUUUUUUUAAUUGAACUCAAGUCUUACACCAGGGUGUCCUUCUGCAUGUCGUCUGACAGUGUUAAAAUAAAUUGGAGGGUUAACGAUUCAGCAAACCAUGAAAAUAAUAGCUAUCCUUUAUGGAAUACUUGCUGUGUACCAAGAAUGAUGCUAGGCACUCUUUGGACAAGCUGCCUCUAAUCUGCACAACAGUUCUACAUUUUAGGGAUGGAAGAACCGAGGCACAGAGAGGGUGGCUGUGUUGUCUGUAAGCACAAAAAUGGCAAAUGGUAGAGUAGGAAGGUGAAGCCACCUACCCCUGCCUUCGAAGCAUGUGUCCCUUCCACUCCACCAUACCUCACCUCUAUGCCCCACAGCCAAGUUUCCAUAUUUCUAACUCUAGUUCUAUUAUGGGCGGCAUGCAUGCGUAGGCAUUAUAUUUUCCAAGUAGAAUAACUGGAACAUGAUGUAACACGUGAUUUGAUGGUGGUACAGAAUAUUUGAAAUAACUCUCCCGGAAAAAUCAGACAUGAAGGAUCAUUAUUAAAAAACAGCAACGACCAGAUGGCUCCCUGAACUUGUCACUUUCUUCCUAAAUGGUUGGCCUGGAGCCCUAAAAUCAAUCAAAAUUCUUCCCUACUUGGUAGCAUUUUCGUCUGAAUUGGUUUUCUCAAUUCUGCAUAUUUGUUUGAAUGUGUAGUAAAAACUUUCCCGAUAUAGAUUUGCAAUUUUCACCUCCACGGAACCAGUUCUUAACAUCAGAGCCCACUCGUGCAGUGGUUAAUGGGGUGGUAAACACAGACAUAUUUGGUUGGUGAACAAGGAAGAACACCAAGACCAUUCCUUUUCAGAAUUCUUGCCUAAAAGCACGACCUUGGAAUGUUUUAAAUAGUCCCAUAAAUGAUUUGUCGAUAUUAUUGUUGCUAGUUAAAUUGAAUUUUCUGUUAAAAAGCUACCCAACAUGAGAGAAAUGCACCCGCCGCCGCUUUUCUGUGUAGAACAAGGUCUCUGACAGUAUUGAUUUGUGGAAGUACUAAUGGACUUAGCAGACAUGAAGAGAAUGUAAUUUCUCACAGUGUUUCUGUUUCUGAAAAUGAAUCUCCUCAGUUAUGACCUUGUUCCGUGUUACUUGGCUGGGGGAAGAGACAAAACCUGCAUAAACAAAUUCCCUUCCGUGCUGAAAGCAAGGGUUCUGUGUGUACACCCUACUGAAGACUGGGACUCAGUUAAUUGGGUUUCGCAAGCAAUAAUUUCUCAACAACAAAACCACAAUUUUAAGUGAGUUGAAGAGAGAUGAGUAGUGGAAAUAGUCACAUCAGUACUUUUUCUUUCUGGAUUUCAUCUUUAGAAAUGUGAAGUGUUUGAGAUAAGAGAGUCUGCCAUUUGUGCAAAGAAAGAACCAAUGACUUCUCUUGUAUGAAUUGUAUCUUGCUUUUUCCAAAGCAGGUUAAACCAAGGUGUUCACAGAGAUUCAUUUUUGUUGAGAAAUGAGGGUGGAGAGGACAGUAGAAUGUGGGUCCAAAUCCAGUAGUAAAAGUGCCCAAGCAGUCAAAAAGUCGGGUAUUUUAGGAACAUACCAAUACCUUUCCUUUCUGCUAAUUUCAUGCUCUAGAGUUAUAGCAUACCACAUAUAGAAAAUGCAUUUGCCCUACUUGUAUUUCUAAUUUUUUCCAUAGCGAAUUUUGUAAUUACAUCCAGACUAUACUAUAUAUUUUGUUCCUCAAGCUUCAUUAUAUUGGAUGGGUAUUGUUGAACUGGGGCACUGGUGCCUAUGUUCAAGGCUCUUUCCUAUCAACUUGUCUGUCCACAAUUUGUAGUGUUUAAAAUUUCAUUUUUUUUUUUAAAUCACUAUCCCCCCACGGGAUGGUGGCUGUAUUGUUUUGUCCACGUCUGUGUGGGACACAUUGCAUCACAUGGCUAACCAACUCUCUGUGGAUGUGAGAUAACUACUUACAAAACCAGCUUGAAAACAUUGUCUUAUGUAUUAUGUCAUCCUGCAUCAUCAUGCAAUUAUGUGUAUCAUAACAUGCUCAUUUAAAAAAAAAAAAAAAAGAAAGAAACCAGCAAAUUCAUGUUUGUCCAUAGAAGAAUGUACUCAGAACUUUGUGUGUUGUGAAACGAUGAGAACAGACCACCUUCAAGAUACCCACCUGCCACUUAAAAUGACUUAGCUAUAAUUAGUAGUAGUCUAGACGUCGCUCUUGGUGUGUGGGGGUCAAUUCAAACGUCAUACUCUUUUGAAUAAUUCUCUCAGUUGUGUUUGAAAAAAUACAGGAAAAUAAAGCAAAAUAUCAUCUUUGGCCAAAUCAAGCAGGCAUCUUUUUUCUUUUCCUUGACAUUUAGCUCAUUAUACACGGUUAUUGGAUCACAAGAUCUUUCAGUGUAAAAAUACAAAAACAUCCUUUAGUUUACAAAACAGUUAUUCUAGGCUGGAAGCCUCUGAACAGCAAAUUGAGUAGAUGUGCUGCCUCUGAUUCACUUUAUGGAUGUAAUUUUAGAAAAGACUCUUGUGUCUCUGACCCCAGAGAGUUAGAGUGCCCGGAGGAGGUCUUACGCAUCAAAAGAGGGAAAACCCCCAAUGAUGCUGGCAAGCAAAUGUGUUAAUUUCUUAAAUUUUCGUUUUGUUUUCUGUUCAGAGUUUUAAUUGCAAAUGAAUUUAUUUCUCCGGCUUAUCUAAUGAUCUAAUUUCCCAAUAGUUUCCUCUGCAUUUAUAUACUCUGUAGUGUUUAGGCAACCCCUGUUAUAAGUUUAUUAAUAUUAUGUAAGUGUUGUUCUUGUAUUUAUGUAUAGUGUAUGUAUUGUAAAUAUACUCAGAGCUUUUUUCCUUUUACUGUAAAAUGGUGAUUUUUUUGCCCUAUGAUAUGUAAAGGGAGACCCUCCUAAUGAGAUUCUCUCAGAGGAUGAUGAUUCCAGUCUAUUCUCAGAGAUUUAAAUGAACAAGUGUUAUCGUUUUUAAUGGUGUCUCAGACAUAUUCUGUUGGUGCAUUGCUUUUCUGUAUUCAACUUUCCUAUGAAUCGAGCUGUGAACUGAAAUAGAGUUUAAACCUUUAACUGUAUGCAUUUGUAUAAUUAUCUGAAUGAAGGCAUGAAGGUUAAAUAAAGCAUUUUGUAUGGAACAAAA